AUGUUUUCUGUUGCAAUUCAUGAUACUAAGACAUCUGUUGUUCCUUUCUUGUGUUCAUGUACUGAAGAUAUGCCAUUGCCAUCAGAGUCUGACAAGUGGGGAUGGGAUCAUGUUAGUGUGUUUGGUGGGUUUGACAGGGGAAGUGGCACUAAGAGAUGGAAAUGUAACCACUGUAAUUUAAGGUAUAAUGGAUCUUAUUCGCGUGUUAGAGCCCACCUUCUUGGGUUCUCAGGUGUUGGGGUCAAAAGUUGCCCUGCGAUAGACAGAUCCUUAAGAGAAGCAUUUCAGAUCCUAGAAGAGGAGCGCCUUGCUCGGAAAAAGAAAAAAAACUCUGGAAAUGGAAAGCCUAGUAAACACAUACGGGCCUCACUGGCAAGUCAUAGCUGGAAAACUACCACUAAAGAAGAUGUAGAUGAUAAUGUAGCAAGAUUUUUCUAUGCUGAUGGAUUGAAUAUCAAUAUUGUGAAUUCUCCUUACUUUCAUGAAAUGGUGAAGACAAUUGCUGUUUUUGGUUCUGGGUAUGAACCACCAUCAGUAGAAAAGUUGUCUGGUUCUUUGUUAAAUAAGGAGAAAGGAAGGAUAGAGAAAGCCUCGUCUCUUAUUAGGGAAUCAUGGCCUCACACAGGGUGCACAAUACUAUGUGUCAAUCGAGUUGAUGCCACUCUAGGCCUCUUCCAUAUUAGUGUAUUUGUCUCUAGUCCGAGGGGAUUGAUAUUCUUGAAAGCGUUAGAUGUACAUGAUGAUGUUGAUGCAGAUGAUGUCUUUGCUUGUGCCCUUAGUGAUGCAAUUAUUGAAGUUGGGCCCAAAUAUGUGCUUCAGGUAAUUUCGUGUCUAGGACAUGCCUGCAAAUCAUCUGAAUCCAUCAUAUCAUUGAAGUUCCCAUACAUAUUUUGGUCUCCUUGUACUUCAAAUUCUGUUCGUACAUUGAUGGAAGAAAUGGCUGAACUUGAGUGGAUUAAACCUUCUGUCUUGUGUGCUAAGGCAAUUGAGCAAUGUAUGCUGACAUAUCAACAUUCAUUUCCAGGCCAAUUUAGUCAAAAUCUGAAGGACUUUCCUGACCAGCAGGCCACCAAGUUUGCGCCUUCCUACUGUCUUAUCAAAAAAAUUUUUGAGCUAAAGCAAGUCCUUCAAGUAGUUGUUGGUGGUGAAGAAUGGAAACAAUGGAAGCAUAGUGUUCUGCAGGACCAUGUAGUAGUUGAAUCUGCCAUUCUAGGGGAUGAUUUCUGGGGCAAAGCUGAUUUACUGUUGCAGUUAUAUGAGCCUUUUGUUGCACUACUUUCUACAAUUGAUGUCGACAAAUCUGUGAUGGGUGCCAUCUAUGAUUGGCGCGUUCAGGCACUAGAAGCCCUGAGGGACAGAAUUGAUAGCACUGCAUUAUUAAGUCAGGUGGAAGUUCUAAUGGAGGAUAGGUGGGACAUGCUAUUUUCCCCUCUUCAUGCUGCAGGUUACAUAUUGAACCCUAGAUAUUUUGGAAGAGGUCAGUUGAAAGAUAAAAACGUUAUGCGUGGUUGGAAAGCAACUCUUGAGAAAUACGAGUGUGAUGGUGGUAGCAGACGGAUUCUUAGAGAACAACUCAGCUCUUACUGGCGACUAGAGGGAUCCUUCGGAGAGGAGGAUGCUGUAGAUUGUAGAGAUAAGAUGGACCCAGUUGCAUGGUGGGAGAACUUUGGUUUUGAAACGUCCGACUUACAGACACUAGCUAUAAAAGUACUGAGUCAGGUUGCAAGUGUCUCCUGCUGUGAAGAAAUAUGGGAAUGUAGUAGUGACUUCCCAUGUCAAGAAGCUGCCAACAAGUUGGGAGUGGAGAGAGUGGAAGAUAUUGUUUUUGUUCGCAAUAAUCUUAGACUCCAUAGCCAAAGAAGUACAAGCUAUGUGUUUGGCCUGAGAAAUACGUAUUCAAGUUCUCCAUCUGGAAUUAAAGACACGGGAUACCUUCAGCUUCAAGCUUCAACUUGAAAAUUUUGAUUGUAGUGUUUUGUAUAGUGACGGAGUUACUGUAAUUUAUUUUUUGGGAUAAAGCAAAUUACAGUAACUUGUAAAUAUGAUUGAAGCUUGUGAGAAGGAACUUAUGGAGAUUAAGUUGGUGGGAUGUGUUAUUUUUUAAGAAAUAAAAAUUGGAAAAAGGUUGAUGAA
Messenger RNA from Carica papaya (papaya), 2133 nucleotides. The record is from RefSeq and is a predicted model, not a curated record. NCBI's taxonomy places the organism in Eukaryota, Viridiplantae, Streptophyta, Magnoliopsida, Brassicales, Caricaceae.